Molecule: messenger RNA, 2620 nt
Organism: Triplophysa dalaica
Lineage: Eukaryota; Metazoa; Chordata; Actinopteri; Cypriniformes; Nemacheilidae
Product: basic proline-rich protein-like
Exons: 9
Coding region: 273-1964 (563 amino acids)
Source: RefSeq, a predicted model, not a curated record
CUCCCUCGGGUCCUCGGCCAGCUCCCGCGGGUCCUCGGCCAGCUCCCGCGGGUCCUCGGCCAGCUCCCGCGGGUCCUCGGCCAGCUCCCGCGGGUCCUCGGCCAGCUCCCGCGGGUCCUCGGCCAGCUCCCGCGGGUCCUCGGCCAGCUCCUGCGGGUCCUCGGCCAGCUCCCGCGGGCCCUCGGCCAGCUCCUGAGGAUCCAGCUGAAGACAGACCAGAAGGGAAGAAGAAGAAGGGUGUCCAUGCCCGCUUUAAGAAAGGAUGGAAGGCUAUGAAGCACUCCUGCGCCCGAAACAACAAAGUGGUGCCUUUACCUACACAGCCUGACCUGGAUCCAUCAGAUCCUCAGCCAGCUCCUGUGGGUCCUCGGCCAGCUCCUGCGGGUCCUCGGCCAGCUCCUGCGGGUCCUCGGCCAGCUCCUGCGGGUCCUCGGCCAGCUCCUGCGGGUCCUCGGCCAGCUCCUGCGGGUCCUCGGCCAGCUCCUGCGGGUCCGCUGCCAGCUCCUGCGGGUCUUCGGCCAGCUCCUGCCGGUCCUCGGCCAGCUCCUGGCAGUCCUCGGCCAGCUCCUGCGGGUCCUCGGCCAUCUCCUGAGGAUCCAGCUGAAGACAGACCAGAAGGGAAGAAGAAGAAGGGUGUCCGUGCCCGCUUUAAGAAAGGAUGGAAGGCUAUGAAGCACUCCUGCGCCCGAAACAACAAAGUGGUGUCUUUACCUACACAAUCUGACCUGGAUCCAUCAGAUCAUCAGCCAGCUCCUGAAGAUCUUCAGCCAGCUCCUGUAGAUCCUCACCCAGCUCCUGUAGAUCCUCAGACAGCUCCUGUAGAUCCUCAGACAGCUCCUGUAGAUCCUCAGACAGCUCCUGUAGAUCCUCAGACAGCUCCUGUAGAUCCUCAGCCAGCUCCUGUAGAUCCUCAGCCAGCUCCUGUAGAUCCUCAGCCAGCUCCUGUAGAUCCUCAGCCAGCUCCUGUAGAUCCUCAGCCAGCUCCUCUAGAUCCUCAGCCAGCUCCUGAAGAUCCUCAGCCAGCUCCUGAAGAUCCAGCUGAGGACCGACCAGAAGGGAAGAAGAAGAAGGGUGUCCGUGCCUGCUUUAAGAAAGGAUGGCAGGCUAUGAAGCACUCCUGCGCCCGAAACAACAAAGUGGUGGCUUUAGCUACACAGCCUAACCUGGAUCCAUCAGAUCAUCAACCAGCUCCUGUAGAUCCUCAGCCAGCUCAUGUAGAUCCUCAGCCAGCUCCUGUACAUCCUCAGCCAGCUCCUGUACAUCCUCAGCCAGCUCCUGUACAUCCUCAGCCAGCUCCUGUACAUCCUCAGCCAGCUCCUGUACAUCCUCAGCCAGCUCCUGUACAUCCUCAGCCAGCUCCUGUACAUCCUCAGCCAGCUCCUGUACAUCCUCAGCCAGCUCCUGUACAUCCUCAGCCAGCUCCUGUACAUCCUCAGCCAGCUCCUGAAGAUCCAGCUGAGGACAGACCAGAAGGGAAGAAGAAGAAGAAGGGUGUCCGUGCCCGCUUUAAGAAACGAUGGCAGGCUAUGAAGCAGUCCUGCGCCCAAAACAACAAAGUGGUGGCUUUACCUACAAAGCCUGACCUGUAUCCAUCAGAUCCUCAGACAGCUCAUGAAGAUCCUCAGACAGCUCCUGAAGAUCCUCAGACAGCUCCUGAAGAUCCUCAGACAGCUCCUGAAGAUCCUCAGCAAGCUCCUGUAGAUCCUCAGCAAGCUCCUGUAGAUCCUCAGCAAGCUCCUGAAGGUCCUCAGCCAGCUCCUGAAGGUCCUCUGCCAGCUCCUGAAGGUCCUCAGCCAGCUCCUGAAGGUCCUCAGCCAGCUCCUGAAGGUCCUCUGCCAGCUCCUGAAGAUCCAGCUGAAGACAGAUCGGAAGGGAAGAAGAAGAAGGGUGUCCGUGCCCGCUUUAAGAAUGGAUGGCAGGCUAUGAAGCAGUCCUGCGCCCGAAACAACAAAGUGGUGGCUUGACCUACAAAGCCUGACCUGGAUCCAUCAGAUCAUCAGCCAGGUCCCGAAGAUCCUCAGCCAGCUCCCGUAGAUCCUCAGCCAGCUCCCUUAGAUCCUCAGCCAGCUCCCGUAGAUCCUCAGCCUAAAGAUCGUGAAGCUUAUAACCCACAGAGCUUUGAUUUUACUGAACUAAUAGAGGAAUUCUAUCGUAGUUUAUCUGAUUAUGAUCCAUAUGUUCAGAGAUUGCUCAAACUUUUUCGACCAUAUUCGCCUCCCCAAUUUCCCGCUCCAUGGCGUUCUGGGCAAUUGUUUCUUUAUGAAUUUGAUAAAUUUGAAGCGUUUUCAGCCCUUUAUGAGGUGGGAAAGAACUGUUUAGGAAAAGGACAUGGCGGCAUUGUGUAUCAGGGGACUCGCAAGUCCGAUGGCCUGAAGGUCGCCAUCAAAUUUAUGUCCAAGUCACCCGGCACGGAAAGAUUUAUUCAUGUUCCUGGAGAUUUAGAGCCACUCUCGUCUCAGAAGUGGCUCUAAAUCUGAUGCUACAGAGACCAGAGAGAUGCCCCAACAUUGUGGCUCUGUUGGACUGGUUUGAAGAGGACAUCAUCUACAUCCUCGUUCUAGAAUAUCCAUAUCCCAGUUUAUGCAUGAGAGAUUUCCUUGACGUUGAACGUCUGUCUGAA